This is a messenger RNA of Thlaspi arvense, 1077 nucleotides long. The record is from the annotation of a GenBank genome assembly. NCBI's taxonomy places the organism in Eukaryota, Viridiplantae, Streptophyta, Magnoliopsida, Brassicales, Brassicaceae.
AUGGACGAAUACAUGGAUUUUCGACCAUUGAAGUACACAGAGCACAAAACAUCAGUCACUAAAUACACCAAAAAGUCACCGGCAAAAAAUAUCUCCGGCGAAAAUCGUCCUGACCCAGUGAGAGUCGUUCGUGUCUGUGUAACCGAUCCUGACGCAACGGAUUCAUCAAGUGACGAAGAAGAAGACUUCCUCUUUCCUCGCCGGCGAGUCAGGAGAUUCGUUAACGAGAUCAAAGUCGAGCCAGGCUGCAACAACAUCAAUAUCACCGGAGUUUCAAUGAAGGAAAGGAAGCGACUCUCCGAUGAAACUCAAUCUCCGGCGUCGAACCGUCACCGUCCACUCAAGGUCUCCAUUUCUGCCGGCCAAAACGGAAGGAAGUUCCGCGGUGUUAGACAACGACCGUGGGGAAAAUGGGCGGCGGAGAUUCGAGAUCCGGAGCAACGUCGGAGGAUUUGGCUCGGGACUUUCGAAACGGCGGAGGAAGCCGCCGUGGUUUAUGAUAACGCUGCCAUUAGACUUCGUGGACCGGACGCUCUAACCAAUUUCUCUAUACCGCCUCAGUCUCAAGAAGAAGAAGAACCGGAAGAACUGGUUAUUGAUAAACCGGUUAGCAACAUUACUACUACUACAACAACAACAACCACAUCGAGUUGCGAAUCAACCGAAGACUUUCACCAUCUCUCGUCUCCUACAUCGGUUCUCAAUCUCCGAUCAUCCGAAGAAGUACAACAAAUACAACAGCCGUUUAAAUCAGCUAAACCGGAACCGGAAAUUUCAGAUGCACCAUGGUGGCAUACCGGGUUUAAUACCGGUUCAGGCGAAACAGACGAUUCGUUUCCGUUGGACACCCCGUUUCUCGACAACUAUUUCAACGAAUCGCCACCGGAGAUUUCAAUAUUCGAUCAACCAAUGGGUCAAGCGUUUUCGGAAAAUGAAGAUAUUAUCUUCAACGAUAUGUUCUUGGAUGAUCAAAGUAUGAACAUUGGAGAUGAGUUUUGUUCUUCCAGUAUCAAAGAUAUUGGUUCAUUGUUCAGUGAUUUCGAUGAUUCAUUGAUAUCAGAUCUAUUAGUCGUUUAA